CCAAUAAGAAGGUGCUAGCGGGAUUUUGCGAUGAUAUCGGUCGAUCUCCCCCCGUCUUUCACACCAUGGCGAGCGGAGAACUCAAAGACGAGAAACCUAGACGCCACCCAGAAUCAGGAUCUGUCAAGCAGGGCGAGAAUCUGCCUCAGAAGAUCGAUAAGGACUGGGAGAUUCUUAAUCAAGUAUCCAACCAGGGCGAGAAUAAGGACAUAAAGUUCUUCAUUGAAGAACGAGAACUCGUAGCGGUAGAAUCCAAAGAGAUAUACAAAUUCCACCUGGGACCAGGAGACAAGAAUCUAUCCCUGCAGAUCGAUAAGGACCUGUUGUUCCAUAUUCAAGGAGGAGAAGUAAGGGUGGUAGAUCUCAGAGAGAAAUUCAGGAUUCCCCUGGCUGAUGCCAGGCAGGGCGAGAAUCUGGCCCAGCAGAUCUGUAUUGACCAAGAGAUCCAUAUUCCAGGAGAACCAAUGAAUGAAGAACUCAAAGAGCAACCCAGUUGCCUUCUGGGAUCAGGACCCAGCAAGAGCGAGAUCAACAGGGUCCAGGAGAUCCAUAUUCCAGCUGGUGGUAGUGGUAAGAGUACAGAUGCUACUCCCGCGACAAGGUUUUAUCUGCCAGAUGCAUCAGAUGAUGAGAUGCCAUCUGACGGUCCGAUGCACUAGGUGGGAAAGGUAUAAAUGGCGUGAUCGGCCCCUUUGUUUUAGGGCCAGUUUGGUCUAGAUUAAUUAGUCCGUUCUGUCUGAAGCCGUGAAUGUAAAUUAAAUCAGUUUUUUGUCCUGUUAAUUAUUUCUACUGAUCUGUGCCAGAAGAAUUGUCGACUUUACAUUACCAUCGAGUGCAAACACUUGAUGAAAAUGAUCAAUUAGGCACUUAUACUUUAAAACGUGAGAAAUUUUCAGAAAACAACC
Rosa chinensis is the source of this 905-nucleotide messenger RNA. RefSeq lists its product as uncharacterized. The record is from RefSeq and is a predicted model, not a curated record. Bases 66 to 659 code for a protein of 197 amino acids. NCBI's taxonomy places the organism in Eukaryota, Viridiplantae, Streptophyta, Magnoliopsida, Rosales, Rosaceae. The transcript is spliced from 7 exons.